AUGAAAUUAUUAUAUUCAAUUUUACUUAUUGCAAUUUCUAUUGCAACAAUCAAUUGUAUGAGCAUUACUUCUGUUGAACAAGAGAUAAAAGAGAAGUUCACUACAGGUUCAGUCGCAACAUGUGUAGUAAAUAAUAAAGUUUCAUCUUGUUCAUCUACACCCAAUGCAUAUGUAUGUCCAUCUAUUAUUUCUUGUAUAAGAUUAUUCAAUCAAAGUCAACAAACUCAAAACUACCAAGUUUUAAUUUCAGCUGGAUCAUAUGGACCAAAUGAUUGCCCAGGAUAUUUAGGAGUGCUCCAAUUCCCUGGCUCUAUUUCUUUUAUUGGUUACAAUGGUCUAGUCGAUAUCCAAUGUGGUUCAUCACAAUUUUUGACAUUGAAUGUUGGAUCUAAUCCAAUUGACAUUAUGUUUGACAAUUUAUCUAUUAAAGGAAAGGCCGAAUACAAUGGAGGUGCUAUUGCUAUCGGUGGUAAUUCAAGGAGUGCUUUGGCCUCUACUCUUCUUUUCAGUAAUGUUAUUUCCAAUGGUAGUUAUGCCGGUGGAUAUGGUGGAUUUGCAUACUGCUCAUUCGGCAAAGUCUACGUACUCAACAGUACCUUUGCUGGAAACACCGCACAGAGUGGAGGUGGUGUUAUCAGUGCUCCCUACGGUCAAGUCGUGUCAAUACAAUCCAACUACUAUCAAAACACUAUUUACGAUGAAGAGGGUGGAGCUAUUUAUUCGUCAUCUGCAAACCUGAUCAACUCUACCUUUAUCGGUAACAACGCUUAUAUGGCAGGAGCAGUCGCUACUAUUUACCUUAUGGAUGUAGUCAAUUCAACAUUUAUUGAAAAUCAUUGUUCUUUCACAGGUGGUGCCAUAUACUCUUUGAACGGUAUCAAUGUCUACGGUUCUACCUUCCAAUAUAAUAGCGCUGGAAAUGGUGGAGCUAUUUUUGGAAUCAAUAUCACCAUUGGUUUGUCCAGCUUCCAAGGUAACCAGGCUCAGUUUAGUGGUGCUGGAGGAGCUGUAUAUGCUGAUGCCGAAAACCCAAUUCAAAUGGUCGUUGUCAAUUCAACAUUCGAUCAAAACUCUGCUGAUGGUAUUGGUGGUGCUAUUUACACAAUUCAAACCUCUAUCUUCUUAACAGGAUGUGUAUUCACUUACAACAAUGCAAAUAACUCUGGUGGUGCCCUGUAUAUAGGUUAUAGAUCAGACAUUGCCCAAGUAGAUAUUAUUAACUCAUUAUUAACAGAUAAUUAUGCUGCUCUAGAUGGUGGUGCAAUCUAUUUGUACCAAUUGAACUCACUAGAAGGACCAUUUAUGGUUAAUUUAUACGGAACUAUACUAGAUCGUAACACUGCUGGUAACUAUGCCGGUGGUUUAUAUUUCCUGGGAUAUCCAAAACAAUUGAUCGGAGGUCAAUUCGUCAACUCUAUUUCCAACGAGCCAGGUUCAUACACUUUCUAUUCUCUAUCUGUUCAAGGAGUAAACAAAGCCAACAUUACUCUUCCAUACGCACACGAACCAUAUUUUGUAACUAUUUAUGAUGAACAAUCGUUUUCAUAUUAUAAGGCAAUAGGUGUAAUUGGUUCAUGUUUUAAUGGUGUUGCUCAAAUCAAUGAUGACGGAUAUAUUCUAAGUUGUUCAUGCUUUGCAGGUGCAACUGGACCAUCAUGUGAUAAUUAA
Molecule: messenger RNA, 1668 nt
Organism: Heterostelium album PN500
Lineage: Eukaryota; Evosea; Eumycetozoa; Acytosteliales; Acytosteliaceae
Exons: 5
Coding region: 1-1668 (555 amino acids)
Biological process (GO): double-strand break repair via homologous recombination; protein deubiquitination
Molecular function (GO): ubiquitin binding
Source: RefSeq, a predicted model, not a curated record